Messenger RNA from Lemur catta (Ring-tailed lemur), 3227 nucleotides. RefSeq names its product MRE11 homolog, double strand break repair nuclease (gene MRE11). Lineage: Eukaryota; Metazoa; Chordata; Mammalia; Primates; Lemuridae. Gene Ontology annotation, molecular function: 3'-5'-DNA exonuclease activity; manganese ion binding; DNA endonuclease activity. Bases 188 to 2317 code for a protein of 709 amino acids. The transcript is spliced from 20 exons. Gene Ontology annotation, biological process: double-strand break repair via nonhomologous end joining; mitochondrial double-strand break repair via homologous recombination; telomere maintenance. The record is from RefSeq and is a predicted model, not a curated record. Gene Ontology annotation, cellular component: nucleus; Mre11 complex.
AGAAAGCAUCGCGAGAGAAACAGAUCCCGCCUAAUUCGGCUUUAUGGCCCCGUGGGCUCUUAGAGGCAAGUUUCGGCAGAAUUUGCUAGAAUUUGGAAUCGAGUGUACUUUCUGACAUAUUUGAACACAGGACCCAGGGGCUCUUGGAGAGGAACCUGGUCCCAGAGGAUCUGGACUGCCUGUAAAAAUGAGUCCUGCAGAUGCACUUGAUGAUGAAAAUACAUUUAAAAUCUUAGUUGCAACGGAUAUUCAUCUUGGCUUUAUGGAGAAAGAUGCAGUCAGAGGAAAUGAUACAUUUGUAACACUUGAUGAAAUUUUAAGACUUGCCCAGGAAAAUGAAGUGGAUUUUAUUUUGUUAGGUGGUGAUCUUUUUCAUGAAAAUAAGCCUUCAAGGAAAACAUUACAUACCUGCCUUGAGCUAUUAAGAAAAUACUGUAUGGGUGAUCGUCCUGUCCAGUUUGAAAUUAUCAGUGAUCAGUCGGUCAACUUCGGUUUUAGUAAGUUUCCAUGGGUGAACUACCAAGAUGGCAAUCUCAACAUUUCAAUUCCAGUGUUUAGUAUUCAUGGCAAUCAUGAUGAUCCCACGGGGGCAGAUGCACUCUGUGCCCUGGAUAUUUUAAGUUGUGCUGGAUUUGUAAAUCACUUUGGACGUUCAAUGUCUGUGGAGAAGAUAGACAUUAGUCCAGUUUUGCUUCAAAAAGGAAGCACAAAAAUUGCACUAUAUGGUUUAGGCUCCAUUCCAGAUGAAAGGCUCUAUCGAAUGUUUGUCAAUAAAAAAGUAACAAUGUUGAGACCAAAAGAAGAUGAGAACUCUUGGUUUAACUUAUUUGUGAUUCAUCAGAACAGGAGUAAACAUGGAAGCACUAACUUUAUUCCAGAACAAUUUUUGGAUGACUUCAUUGAUCUUGUUAUUUGGGGCCAUGAGCAUGAGUGUAAAAUAGCUCCAACCAAAAAUGAACAACAACUAUUUUAUAUAUCACAACCUGGAAGUUCAGUGGUUACUUCUCUUUCCCCAGGAGAAGCUGUAAAGAAACAUGUUGGUUUGUUGCGUAUUAAAGGGAGGAAGAUGAAUAUGCAGAAAAUUCCUCUUCAGACAGUGCGGCAGUUUUUUAUGGAAGAUGUUGUUCUGGCUGAUCAUCUGGACAUUUUUAACCCAGAUAAUCCUAAAGUAACCCAAGCCAUACAAAGCUUCUGUUCGGAGAAGAUUACAGUAAUGCUUGAAAAUGCAGAACGGGAACGUCUGGGGAAUUCGCGACAGCCAGAGAAGCCUCUUAUACGACUGCGAGUGGACUAUAGUGGAGGUUUUGAACCUUUCAGUGUUCUUCGCUUUAGCCAGAAAUUUGUGGAUCGGGUAGCCAAUCCAAAAGACAUUAUCCAUUUUUUCAGGCAUAGAGAACAAAAGGAAAAAACAGAAGAAGAGAUCAACUUUGGGAAGCUUAUCACAAAACCUUCUUCAGAAGGAACAACUCUAAGGGUAGAAGACCUUGUAAAACAGUAUUUUCAAACUGCAGAGAAGAAUGUCCAGCUCUCACUGCUCACAGAAAGAGGGAUGGGUGAAGCAGUACAAGAAUUCGUGGACAAGGAGGAGAAAGAUGCCAUCGAAGAAUUAGUGAAAUACCAGUUGGAAAAAACACAGCAAUUUCUUAAAAAACGUCAUAUUGAUGCCCUAGAAGAUAAAAUUGAUGAAGAAGUACGUCGUUUCAGAGAAAGCAGACAAAAAAAUACUAAUGAAGAAGAUGAUGAAGUUCGAGAGGCCAUGAAUAGGGCCAGAGCUCUCAGAUCUCAGUCAGAGGACUCUGCUUCUGCCUUCAGUGCUGAUGACCUUAUGAGUAUAGACUUAGCAGAACAGAUGGCCAAUGACUCUGAUGAUAGCAUCUCAGCACCAGUGAACAAAGGAAGAGGCCGAGGAAGAGGUCGAAGAGGAGGAAGAGGGCAGAAUUCAGCAUCGAGAGGAGAGUCUCAAAGAGGAAGAGGCCCUGGUCUGGAUACUACUACCCGUGGCAGGAGUUCAAAGGCCACUGUGUCAACAUCUAGAAAUAUGUCUAUUUUAGAUGUUUUUAAAUCUACCAGACAGCAGCCUUCCCGAAAUGUUGCUACUAAGAAUUAUUCAGAGGUGAUUGAGGUGGAUGAAUCCGAUGUGGAAGAAGAUGACAUUUUUCCUGCCACUUCAAAGACAGAUCAAAGGUGGUCAGGCGCAUCCUCCAGCAAACGCAUGUCCCAGAGCCAAACAGCCAAAGGGGUUGAUUUUGAAUCAGACGAGGAUGACGAUGAUGAUCCUUUUAUGAACAUCAGUUCUUUAAGAAGAAACAGAAGAUAAUAUAUUUAAUGGCACUUAGAAAUUUUCAAGAUACAAGAGGAAGCAAAACAUUGCAAGCUAAGAGUUUAUAGUUGAAAAUGUUUGAAGUAUUGCUGUUAACUGAAGAAGUUGAAAAAGACUUAACAGAAAAAAACUAAUGUUUAAGAAUCUAUAUUUUUGAAUAUCAUUUCAUGAACAUUACUCCAUUACUGGGAGAAAUUUCCCAGCUCAAGAACAUAUAUAAUAGCAUUGGUUCUCUUUAUUUUUAAAUCUGGUAUAGUAACAGCUUUAUUUAAAUAUCAUUUUCGAGUAAGGAUUAAAAUAAAUUUGCCAUUAUACAUUUCUGCUUCAUGAUUGUAGACUAUGUCAGUAUUUUAAUGUGGUUACAUUUAGCCAAAGUUGAGGGAAAGAGCUUAAAAAAUGUAACUUCUUGUUAAUCUUAAUGAUUUCCUAGAGGCUCUUGACUUCUUGAAAGUAAAACAAUCUAUGUAAAACUGUGCCUAAGCUCACUAUUUGUUAUUAAGUAUGUGGUUUUUUCUGUGCUUAUUAUAAGACUUUGAAUGAUAGAAGUACCUUUUAGUUUGAAUAGAUAUGUUUUUAUUAAAGAGAACGUUCUGUUAGAAUUAUUGAGUUUUUUAUUCCAGUUGUAGCAAAGAUUUCAAAAGAUUAUAUUCACACUGAGUUGUAGUAGUUUUCUCUAUUAUUCUCUACCGUUAAUGGUUCUUUCUUUCUCAUGCAUGCACCUAUUUCUAGGAGAAAAAGGGUUAAAAAAUUUUAAACUAUAUGUUCUUGAAAAUAUUAAAGGUCUUUUUUAGAUAGAAUGGUCAGUUGAACCUUGUAGUUAUAUUAUAUUAAAAUAUUGAAAUAUAACUAAUGUGGAAUAUCAAUACCAAGACUUUUCAUUAAUAUUUUAUCUUUUUUUUUUUUGGAG